Molecule: messenger RNA, 3879 nt
Organism: Megalobrama amblycephala (Wuchang bream)
Lineage: Eukaryota; Metazoa; Chordata; Actinopteri; Cypriniformes; Xenocyprididae
Gene: traf7
Product: TNF receptor-associated factor 7
Exons: 21
Coding region: 192-2213 (673 amino acids)
Biological process (GO): Notch signaling pathway; ribosomal large subunit assembly
Cellular component (GO): nucleolus
Molecular function (GO): protein binding
Source: RefSeq, a predicted model, not a curated record
CUUUUCUGUAGCAGAGCUAGAGGUCUAUCUGACAACAUUUCGUAAAGCUGAAUCCGAUGUUUUAUUAAAGCUGCUCGAAAAACCAACUUCGUCGGCUAGCCAACACAGCUAGCAGCUCACUUUAGGCAUGCGAAUCACUCGUACAUCAUCAAACGCUGCAGCAGCUCUUUUCUACAGGGCUUUGCUGUAUUAUGAGCUGUUGUAAACCGUCACGUUUCAAUCGAUUCUCAGGAGGAUCUGUGCCAGGUGCCACUAUCGCUGUACCCUCACCUGACAUCAGCAACCGGACCAAAAUGGAAGCUAGUUUUGGAUCCACGUUUCCAGCAGUCCCUCAAGUAGCAAAAGCGGAAACCAAUUACAAACAGCAUCGUAGAACCCCUUCAUCCUCCAGCACUCUGACCUACUCGCCUCGUGACGACGAUGAUGGCAUGCCGCCCAUCAGUACCCCUCGUCGGUCAGACUCUGCCAUCUCGAUUCGCUCCCUGCAUUCUGAGUCCAACAUGUCGUUGCGCUCCACCUUUUCCCUGCAUGAGGAAGAGGAAGACACAGAGCCGCAGGUGUUUGCAGAGCAGCCCUCCGUUAAGCUUUGUUGCCAGCUGUGCUGCAGCGUGUUCAAGGACCCCGUCAUCACCACCUGCGGACACACAUUCUGCAGGCGAUGUGCCUUGACCUCUGAGAAAUGCCCUGUGGACAAUUCCAAGCUCACAGUGGUAGUGAAUAACAUAGCGGUGGCUGAGCAAAUCGGUGAGCUUUUCAUCCACUGCAAGUACGGCUGUCGGCCAGCUGCUUCAGGCAAGCCCGGUGCCUUUGAGGUUGACCCACUUGGCUGUCCUUUCACCAUCAAGCUCAGCACCAGGAAAGAACAUGAAGUGAGCUGUGACUACAGACCUGUUCGCUGUCCCAACAACCCCAACUGCCCUCCGCUGCUCACCAUGAACCUGGAGGCCCAUCUGAAAGAGUGUGAACACAUCAAAUGCCCUCAUUCUAAAUAUGGUUGCACCUUUAUUGGGAAUCAGGAUACAUAUGAGACGCACCUGGAGGUGUGUAAGUUCGAGGGGCUGAAGGAGUUUCUCCAGCAGACGGAUGACAGAUUCCAUGAGAUGCAGGUGACACUGGCGCAGAAGGAUCAGGACAUCUCAUUCCUGCGCUCCAUGCUGGGCAAACUCUCUGAGAAACUAGACCAGCUGGAGAAGAACUUGGAGCUCAAGUUUGAUGUGCUGGAUGAGAAUCAGAGCAAGCUCAGUGAAGAUCUGAUGGAGUUCCGAAGAGAUGCUUCCAUGCUGAACGAUGAACUGUCCCACAUCAAUGCCAGGCUCAAUAUGGGUAUACUGGGCUCCUACGACCCUCAGCAGAUCUUCAAAUGCAAGGGUACCUUUGUGGGCCACCAGGGUCCGGUAUGGUGUUUGUGUGUGUAUUCUACCGGUGAUCUUCUCUUUAGUGGGUCAUCAGAUAAGUCCAUCAAGGUUUGGGACACAUGCACCACAUACAAGUGCCAGAAGACCCUAGAGGGCCAUGACGGCAUAGUGUUGGCAUUGUGCAUUCAGGGGAACAAGCUCUACAGUGGCUCAGCUGAUUGCACGAUCAUUGUUUGGGAUAUCCAGACCUUGCAGAAAGUGAACACUAUUCGGGCACACGACAACCCUGUGUGCACUCUGGUGUCCUCUCACAACAUGCUCUUCAGCGGCUCUCUCAAAGCCAUUAAGGUGUGGGAUAUUGUGGGCACAGAGCUGAAGCUAAAGAAGGAACUGACUGGCUUGAAUCACUGGGUUCGAGCUCUGGUUGCUUCUCAGAAUCAUCUGUACAGUGGAUCUUAUCAAACCAUAAAGAUCUGGGACAUCCGUUCUCUGGAGUGUGUGCAUGUGCUCCAGACCUCUGGAGGCAGUGUGUACUCCAUUGCAGUCACCAACCACCAUAUAGUUUGUGGCACCUAUGAGAACCUCAUUCAUGUUUGGGACAUUGAGUCCAAAGAACAGGUGCGGACUCUGACAGGCCACGUGGGCACAGUGUAUGCCCUGGCCGUUAUUUCCACCCCCGAUCAGACCAAAGUGUUCAGUGCCUCCUAUGAUCGCUCUCUCAGGGUGUGGAGCAUGGACAACAUGAUCUGCACCCAGACUCUGCUGCGGCACCAGGGCAGCGUGACGGCACUCGCUGUAUCCAGAGGAAGACUGUUCUCUGGAGCUGUAGACAGCACAGUAAAGGUGUGGACAUGCUAAACGUGACCCCUGAGCAUUAUUAGUUGUCAGCAUGAAUCAACUCUGUUGUCGACAUGAACUCUGAUGCACAGACUUAUCAAUGAGAACAUUUCAACAUACAUUGGACAGGAGAUGUUUUUUUUGUUGUUUUUUUGACCCUGUGGACUCGGGCAUCUGACCCGUGUGAAUUUUGCAGUAAAAUGUUAGAAGUUGUCUGGGUUUAUGUGCUGGGCAGAUGAUGGUGUUUGCUUUCCACAUACCGGACACGUCUUGACGGCAAACAAAGCCUCCAAACCUGCAGUCUUUAUUAACACCCAGCGGAGCGCAGCCAACAUGACAACACAGUAUUUUAUAUACACACAUAAGAUCAUUUCCUAUAAAAGUAUGAUUUAGAUUUGGCAAGACUUCAACUGAUCUACAAAUGAAGCUGAAUCCAGUCCAAGGUCAUGUUCCCAGCAGACCACGGAAAUGUUUCUGCGAUGACUGUCGAACUUUUGACCAUUGUGAGUCACAGUCUCAUGACUAAGUGAGUGCCUAAGCUUCUGUCUGAUGCCAGUGGAGAUGCAUGGAGUGACCAUCAUCCCAGGGCUGAAUGAAGACCUACACUAAACCAACUUGGGCCUGAAACAGCAGAGCAUUGACAACACAGUGCCCAUGUUUUUAUCUAAGAUUUGACAGUGCCAACUGAGCACCCAGAACUGCUCAGAUAUUUUCUAACUGCCUGUUGACUGAUGUGAAACCUUUUGUAUGACGGUGUAAUGACCUAAUCAUCCAUCAUGCUUGUGUAAAUAAUGCAAUGUUUCCUUACCAAAGGCUCAACUGCUUCAUGCAUGGUUCCAUGUUUGUUAUGGAAGUCAGAUUUUGCCCAUGCAAAGCUAGUAAGACUUUUACAGUGUAAUUCAUGCUAGUUACUAAAUCAUUUUGAACAGUAAGUUCUAAUUAGUUUGUGUAAGGCACAUAAUUCACUGAGCAUCCCAGCAUUACUUUGAAGGAACACCGAGUUGAAUGGAAGGGAACACAAUUUUGCAUUCAACUUGAGGUUGAGUUCCUCUUUCAGCUUAAAGGGACAGUUUACCCAAAAGUGAAAAUUAUGCCUUCAUGCUGUUCCAAAUCUAUAUUAUGAUUUCUUUUGUUGAACAUAAAAGAUGAUUUUUUUUUUUUUUCAUCCAUACAAUGGAAGUUAAUGGGCACCAAAACUGUUUGCUCAUCAAAAUGUCUUUUGUGUUCCACAGAAGUGAGUAAAUCGAUUUUUGGGUGAACUAUCCCUUUAAUGUGAAGCGUACUAGAUAAGACAAAAGGCACUAAAACAAAACAAAACAAAAAACAGCUGCUAUUUUGGAUAUAACAGUGCCUUUUGGGGUGGCAUGGAGCUACUCCAUCCAGCUCCACACAUUUAGGACAAUUAUGGAAGUAAUGAACAGAUUUCAGCAGUGUUGUUCCCAUAUUUUUCCCUCAUCAAGCUUGACAGGAUGUGAUGUUAAAAAUGUUCAAAUGCAAACUACAAAAACAGUUUCUUGUAUAAAACACGAGACAGAUUUUUAAUGCUUGUAUUGAGUGAACUUGAGUCUUUUAUAUUCAGUCGCUAUCUUUAACUCGCACAUAACGUGCCGUUGACUCCCUCUAGUGUCCUUAAUACAUAUUCAGUUAUAUUAAAUAAAUCUGUGAAGGGUUGUAUGGCCCUUUGGUA